Molecule: messenger RNA, 4796 nt
Organism: Melanotaenia boesemani (Boeseman's rainbowfish)
Lineage: Eukaryota; Metazoa; Chordata; Actinopteri; Atheriniformes; Melanotaeniidae
Exons: 25
Coding region: 180-4106 (1308 amino acids)
Biological process (GO): regulation of telomere maintenance via telomere lengthening; telomere capping
Cellular component (GO): shelterin complex
Molecular function (GO): telomeric repeat DNA binding
Source: RefSeq, a predicted model, not a curated record
AGGAAAGAGGGCUUGCCGUGAUCUGGACUGAGGCGGAUGAGACCAGAAACCUUUGUUCUGUCUCUCCUUCCGAUGCGAGAAGAAAACAGAGAGCUUGUCCAUGCAUCCAGCAAAAUUACACUCCUAUUUUCUUCAAGCCGAGGGCGACAUCUGGCCGUAUUUUUCCUGCCAUCUGCUAAAUGGAAAUAAAACGUGGAACUGAAAAUGGAAGCGACCGAGAUAAUGAUCUUCCAGUCCGUUAUCUGCGGCUCCUGGCCCCACCCUUGCAGCUUCUGUCGGCUGCAGUGUGGCAAGUUGUGCAGCAGGGACUUGUGGAUCACUAUGGGAUGCUGGAAGAGUUUGUUACCAUGGUGACAGAGCUGGUUCCUGAGCUGAUGAGCUACAGUCAGAGGGCUCAGCUCACCUUGGGACUUCGAGCCAGGCUGGUUCUGGAGCUGUGUCGAGGGGACCACCCAGUGGACAUACAAACUAUUCAGCCACAUCUGGACAGAAUUAAAGCCCCGGUCAGCACUGCCAAAGAUCACCAUAUAACUAUCAACCAGGUGGAAGAGUCUGAAGUGAACUUUGUGGAGCUGGUACAUUCAUUACUGGAUGAUCCCUCUGAAAGAAAAUAUUUUUUCCAGGAAAUCUUCCCUGUGUAUUUUGGACCUAAGUACGAUGCAGCACUCGAGAUGCUGGUGUGGGAGUUCAUAUCAAGAAUGGAAGAGCUGUUGCCUGUUCCAGACUUCACACAGCUGGCAGCUUUGCUCAGAGAUGCUCCGUCAUUCCUCGAUGACUGUUUACAAACCAAUUUCCCACCGGAGGACAUGAAGGCUGUACUUGAACACCACAGAGGCCUCGGCCAUUUUGAGGAAAAAGAUCCAAGAUUGUUACCGAUGGAUGACUGCAUCCUCUCCUCCCUCUCGCUGCCUCCUGGGACCAGACCUGCCAUGGACCAGGCCUCCUGCUCACCUUCCCCCAAAGACUCAACCCCUCCAGAACACAAAGUACUCCUCGGCCCUCCUGUCAACACGAGCAGCCUGGAGAGGCCGAUCAGGAAGAGCUCUGAUCCUAUCAGCCAAAGACUGAGGGAGAUGAGGGAUUCUGGGAGUUGGCCGCUGCAGGUUAGAGGCGGAGACGCUUCUCAGGAGCGGAAAGCACAAAACACAGCUCGGCCACGUGAUGAAACCAUAGACCUCACGAUAUCCAACGAGAUCGCGGACACGGAUUCAGAAGCCAGUGGGAGUAACCAAAGCUCGAGGGCAGCUCUGAGUCUGAGGAAGAGGAAGCUGAGCGGAGGUGUGGAAGUCCCUGCAAAGCAGCCUGCACAGGCAUCAGCUUUCCUGGAUUCCUCAGUGGAUGAUGAGAAUUCAGGUGAAUCUCCUCUAAUCUCCAUAUGGGGAGAAUACACAGACUCUCAGGAACAUUCUUUUCCGCUCGUGAUGGACUCAAAGGUUCCCUGGUCGGAUGAGGAGACGCUCCAUCUGCUUGACAUUUGGGGGAAGGACUCUGUGCAGCGUGCCUUGAAGGGCUGCUUAAAAAACCGUCACAUCUUCACUCAGAUCGCACAGAAGAUGGCAGAGAGGGGCUACAUGAGAACGGUGGAGCAGUGCCAGACAAGGAUCAAACGACUGAAGAAAUGCUUCCGCCAGAGCAAUAAAGGGAGUUCGAGGCUAGAGCAUAAAUUUUAUGCAAAGCUGGAGCAGAUCCUCAGCUCCUCUGCUUCCUCGGCUGUUCCGGAGCUCACAUACAACGUUGAGGAAGUCAUCGAUGAAGACGAGUCCCAAGACGGGGAUGAGGAUUUGAAGUUUCUCGGACAAACAGGCCCACUGGAAAUCGGGACUAGAAGUGUGCCAUGGACAGACUUGGAGACUUUGACCCUGAUCACUAUAUGGGGUGCCGACAAGAUGCAACAGGAGCUGAGAGGAAUGCAUAGAACCGGACACAUAUUUUCCGCCAUAUCCAUGAAAAUGGCCGCCCAGGGCUUCUCCCGAACUCCCGAGCAGUGCCAAACGAGGCUGAAAAGAUUAAAAUCCAACUUCAGGCAGUGCUACCAAAACAACCUGAAAGGACAAGAGCAAGUUAGAUGCAAGUUUUACAACGAACUGGGAAGGAUUUUGGUGAAGGACUUCCAACCAGUACUGGAGCUGGAUGAAAUAUCCGAAGAGGCUCAGGACAGGUGUUUUCCUUCCUACGGUCACCCGGACAUUGAGUCUGCAGUGGGAGCGCAAGAGGACAGAAAGAAAGUGCCAUGGUCUGACAAAGAAACCAUCAUCCUACUGGAGAUCUGGGGAGACCAGCAGGUCCAGCAGUGCCUCAGACGCUACCCGCACAACGGUCACAUCUUCACAGAAAUAUCAGACAAACUCAGUGCCAACGGCUACUCCCGCAGCCCAGAGCAGUGUCACACCAGGGUCAAACGUCUGAAAGCUAACUAUCGCCAGUGUAAAGAAAACAUGAGCUCAUCCGGGACAGACCGAGUGGACUUUAAAUUCUAUGAUCUGAUGGAGCAAAUUCUGGAUAAACAGCCGUCAACAUCAUCCACAAUGAUGGCAGAUUCCAUAGAAAUAUCAGAAGACUCCAACGGAGAAUCAGUAACUGAAAGAGACGAAGAAAGCAACGUAUCAGCAGAAAAACCAGUAACCAGCUCGUGGUCAGACGAGGAAACCCUAGCGCUCAUCGAUAUCUGGGGCGAAGAAGAUGUUCAGAAGGCGCUGAGGGGUUUCGUGCACAACGGGCACGUUUAUGCUGAGAUCUCGGAGAGAAUGCAAGACCUCGGCUUUUCCAAAACCUCAGAGCAGUGCCGCUGGAAAGUCAAAUCGCUGAGGAUCAACUUUCGGCAGUGUUACGACAGGAAGAAAUGUGGAAGAAAAGUUGAUUAUAAGUUCUACCACCAGCUGGAGCAAAUACUGGGACAGGAGGCCAUUUCUCUUGACGAGUAUGAUGACAAAGAUGAACAAGAAGACCAAGAUCCAGGACUUGCAGAUGGUGUGAACUCCCCGUGGACAGAGGAGGAGACGGUUGCUCUCAUUGAGGUGUGGGCUGCUGACAGCGUGCAGCACAGCCUAAAGACCUGCGUCCGUAAUGGGCACGUUUAUGCAGAGAUAUCGGAGAAAAUGGCCACCAUAGGCUACCUGAGAACAGCGGAGCAGUGCCAGACUCGGAUCAAAAGGUUGAAAAAGGCUUAUCGGCGUAACUGUAACAACCGGAGAAAUGGAGGACGACCAGCAGUGUUUCGAUACUUUAACCUUCUUGCCCCCGUGCUCGGUGAUCAUGCUAUGUUAGCGGAUGUGGACAGCACCGUGGCUGAUGCCAACGUAGAACCAUUUAUGGACAGCGAUCCUGUUUUGUCUCUUGUUUUAGACGAGCAACCUUCAACCAGCCACCUCCUUACCGACAUGAGCAGAAAGACGCCCUGGUCGGAGCUGGAGACUCGCACACUGCUGGAAAUCUGGGGUGAAGACGACGUCCAGCUCACCCUGAGGGGCUGCCUGAAGAACCGGCAUGUGUUUGAGUACAUCUCAGAGAAGAUGAGCAGCCAUGGAUUUAUAAGGACCACAGAGCAGUGCUACACCCGCAUUAAGCGCCUUAAAUAUGGCUUCGUCCAUGAAAAGGAAGAAUUUAAGUUCUUCAACGAAAUGGACAAAAUCUUCAGGAAAGACCUGAAAGUGGAGAACUCAGUCGAAGACACGCCAGUCCCAGAGGAAGUUGAUGACUGUGCUCCUGACCUGGACCAAAUGAAAAGCUCCUCUGUCUUGCUCGCCGCUGGUAACCAGUGGGUGGCUGACAGCUCUAAGCUAACUUGGGGGGAUGAAGAGACCGAGGCCCUUCUGGACAUUUGGGGGAGCGAGGACAUCCAGGAGAACUUGAAGAGCAGCACUAAGAACAAACGCAUCUACACCCAGAUCUCUCAGGUCAUGGCCAGCCAGGGAUACCUGCGCACUCCUGAACAAUGUCAGUCCAGGAUAAAAAGGCUGAGGGCCAACUUCAGACACUUUCUAGAAGGCAGACAAGGAGAGAAACAGGAGUGCAAGUUCUUCGACCAGAUGGUGCAGAUAUUUGGGAACAAGUAUGUAAUGAACUCCAAUCCAUCGCCUGAUGAUGCAACUGAAGUCAUAGAGUCAUGAAAUCACCCAUCUUCAAGAUGACACAGCAGCCAGAGACAAACAAGGAUCCUCAAGGGAACCAAAACAAGGACAUUAAUGCUGUGAUAUUUACUGCUGUUUGUUUGUUUACCUUUGACAGAAGAGGGCUGGUCCAAGCUCUCUGUAUAUAGUUCCAAUACUUUUCAAUCUUCAGGUUGAAAUGUUGUGUGUUUGUGUGUGUGUCCCUCAACUAGAGUGUUUUGUGAUUAUUAAUAACAGAGCCAUGACACAGGAUGCUCAGGAUUUGAGGGACAGAUAUGAGUGAAGGCCACACUAAAUGCAGUCCUCUUCCACAAGAACAUGUUUUUUUUCUAGUGAUUUAUCUUUUUUUUUACUUAAACUUUAAGUGAGUGACUCAGCGUUCAUGCAAGUAGAAAUACAGACAAGUCCUCUGUUACAGUGACCACAGCCUUGCUUUUAUUUUUUUGGUCUUAAUUCAUGUCUUAAUCAUGAAACCUGCGUGUUGAAAGGUGAAUUAUUUAAGCUCAUUUUAAUCCUGUAUCCAGUGUGAGUUAGUUGUGUCCAGAAUUUAAUUUAUUUAAAUUAUCUAUGUAUGUUUUCCAAAGUUUUUGGUAUUUAAUGUAAUACAUUUCAAACGUUAAUGAAAGUUAUUUGUGCCACAAACUUGUCGAGGUUUUUUCGUAUCCAUUAAAAGCAACUUGAAACGUGCAA